Molecule: messenger RNA, 1335 nt
Organism: Pimephales promelas (fathead minnow)
Lineage: Eukaryota; Metazoa; Chordata; Actinopteri; Cypriniformes; Leuciscidae
Source: RefSeq, a predicted model, not a curated record
AUGCUUCAGACCAGCGGCCAGAGGAAGAGCAGCGCCUCAGAAAAAGUUCUAAACGGCCAUCCCUCUACUCCUAUCAACAUCGCCACUCUCUCCAGCUACCUUUCUUCUCAUCCAGAUUUCUCUUUCGUCGACUACCUAAUUACAGGACUUUCUCAAGGAUUCCGGGUCGGCGCUUGUUCUCCCCUCUCCACCUCUUACGUCGCAAAAAAUCUUCAGUCUGCUUUAGCAGAACCAGAGACAGUUUCAAGCCUGUUAGACAAGGAGCUAAAUAAAGGCUAUUUAAUCAGCCCAUUUAGUGAAUCUCCCUUUUCCUUGUAUCGUAUCAAUUCCAUCGGCGUAGCUACACGCAAAUAUUCGGGGAAAAAGGGUCUGAUUUUCGACAUGUCGUCUCCACAUUCUAAUAGCGUAGCGAGCGUUAAUGAAUGCAUUCCUUCAGAGCCAUUUUCUCUGUACUACGCUUCGGUCGACGAUGCUAUCCAUCUAAUCAAACUAGCAGGUUACGGUGCUUGGCUAGCCAAAGCAGAUAUUACCGACGCUUUCAAGAUCAUGCCUAUUCACCCCUCUGAUUGGCAUCUCUUCGGCGUCAAAUGGGAAUCUCUGUUCUAUUUCGCUGUAAGACUCACGUUCGGCAGUAGAAGUAGUCCAAAUAUUUUUAAUUGUCUAUCUGAGGCUUUGUGCUGGAUCCUGCUGAACGUUUGUAAGCUCCCAUUCGUCUUACAUUUACUUGACGAUUUCUUACUUAUAGAUUUUCCCUCAACACAGAGCUCAGUACUGGAUUCGCUCAAAUCAUUAUUCAGCGAUGUAGGCGUGCCCCUUUCAAUCGAGAAAACCAUGGGUCCCGCUACUUCCCUUGAAUUUCUUGGUAUCAUUCUCGACUCGGUUCUGAUGCAAGCCUCUCUCCCCGACGACAAACUUUCCAGAAUAAGAGCGGUUCUGGAAUCUUUUCUCGUAGCCCGCACGGCUUCUAAACGCGACAUGCUCUCCCUACUCGGGCAUCUCAAUUUUGCCAUGAGAAUCAUUCCCCAAGGUCGUUCCUUCAUUUCUCGCCUCCUCACGCUCGCUCAUUCCGUUGACCGCCUGCAAGACGUGAUCUUCCUAGAUGACGGGUGCAGAUCAGACCUCAGGUUCUGGUCACACCUGCUCAAUAAUUGGAACGGCAUCUCUUUUUUUUAUAACGACGUUUACGAAUCAUCCGUUGCGCUAGAGCUUUUUACCGACGCAGCCCCCUCUAAAGGUUUUGGGGGUUUCUUUCAAGGGCAAUGGUUCUCAGAGAAAUGGCUUUCAGACGUCUCUGCCCAGAGGCGAACCAGAAUCCAACGCCAUGUCCGGACCUAG